AUGUUCAACGAGAUUCGGAAUCAGCUUCACAAUCUUCACCACCGAGGAGACAAUAACAAUGACACUCCUCCUCCCAUCCCACCGCGUCCUGCUUUUAUCGACGCUCAGGCCCAGGCGGCCAUGUCCAUGAAGUCUGCUCCUCAACCACAUUCAAGACCAAGUUCCAGUGGUCCUCCUGGUCCUUCAAGAUUCAAUGGUAAUCCUUUUGUGCCCAUUGGCACGCCAAUUUCAGACGUAUUCCAACGCAAACCACAUCCACUGCCUUUCCAACAUGGCUCACAAUGUGCUGUCCAGACUAACAAGUUUUAUGCCAAUCUGUUUCUAGAUCAGAAAACUCUCCCAGCUUUUCCUCAUCCCUAUGCUGUCUGGUGGUCGAAAACUCCUGAUCUAUUAGGGUUUGCAGUUUCUCAUUGCACUGAGAGCCAAAGGGUAUUUGGCAAUGAUCCCAAUGAUGAUCCAGCUCAAUACUAUUUCAAUCCAGCAGGAAUUCAGUCAGCUAAUCUCGGUGCUUGUGAGUUCAAUCAGGACAAUGUUACACUUUCUACAGACUCUUAUACACCCCUUUCAGUUAGCGUCACCCUUGCUUUGACAAGCAACAAUUCGAGCAGAAUUGAUAUCCCACUGGCGUCUGGAAUUGGAUUCAUUACUGGUAUUUAUCGAAACUUGACUCCUCAAAUUCAAUCUCUGGUUGGGUUUCAAUCAGUUGAACCAGCUCCCUGUCCAAUAAAUGGAAUUGACAAGUAUACACUUCGUUUAUUUAACGGUGUGAGUUGGGUAUUAUAUGUGUCGGCUGCCAAUGGCCAUGAUCAAUUGCCCAAAUUUUCGCUUAGAGAUAACAAUCACCUUGUAGCUAAUGUCAGAGUAGGGGACAUUGGCAUAGUUGUUCAAGUCGGAUCUUGCCCUCAAGGAGCCGAGAACGUAUAUGACGAUGCAGCAGGUGCUUAUGCUGUUUCUGCUGAACUACAAGGCAAUAUUUUCAAUGAUGGUAGCAAAGGCAUGUAUAAAAUUCAAUACCACGUACAAGGUCGUAGUAGAGCGGGUCAAAAGACUCUUAUUUAUGCUCUACCUCAUCAUGUUGAGUCUUUCACACAAGCGACUGCCUCGACUAGAACAAAUAUUUUAUUAGAUUCUACUACCAUGGGCAAAAUGACUGCAUGUGUUACCGACAAUCUCGAGAUGGAGGAAGAUUUGCCAAAUUUUAUAGGUUUCUUGCCGUGGGCGCAAAAUAUCACCAACAAAUCAGAUGCAAAUUUCGAGUUUGGCAAGUAUAGUUCGGAAGACCUAGAUCUCUUGAGGAGAACAGCGGAACAGGAGCUCGAGCAAGAUAUGAAGGGUCAAGGCUGCUUGGACUCCAUGUAUUUCAGUGGUAAAGGAAUUGACAAGUUUGCAUUUGUUCUGAUUGUCGCUAAAUAUAUUCUUAAAGAUGAUGCUCUUACUCAAAAGGGAUUGACGAAGUUAAAAGAUGUUUUUGCAGUAUUUUCUAGGAACCAACAACAGAACCCGUUAGUAUACGAUACCACAUUCAAGGGAUUAAUUUCUGUUGCUGGUUACAACGAUCCUAACGCCGACUUUGGAAAUACUUACUAUAACGAUCACCAUUUCCAUUAUGGAUACUUCUUCCAUGCUGCUGCAGUUAUCGGCCAGUUGGACAAAGAGUAUGGCGGUAAUUGGAUCAACGAAAACAGAGUAUAUGUGAACUCUCUACUACGUGAUACAUCUAAUUACGGAGAAGACAAGGAAUUUCCCAUUUCGAGAUCUUUUGAUUGGUUUGUUGGCCAUUCCUGGGCAAAGGGGCUGUUCCUCUCAGGCGAUGGAAAAGACGAGGAGUCGACGUCAGAGGACUAUCACUUUGCAUAUGGUGUUAAACUGUGGGGAUUAGUCUCAGGAGACGCUGCUAUGGAAAGUCGUGGCAACCUGAUGAUUGCUAUCAUGAGAAGGGCUAUGAACAAGUACAUGCUAUUCGAAGACGAUAAUUGCAUCCAGCCUAAAAAGGUACUCAAGAAUAAAGUUAGUGGGAUUACUUUCGAGAACAAGAUUGACCAUGCAACAUAUUUUGGUAUGAAUCCAGAGUAUGUACAAGGUAUUCACAUGAUCCCAGUAACUCCAGUAUCGUCAUAUGUGAGGAGUCCCAAGUUUGUCAAAGAAGAAUGGGACCAGAUAAUUCAGCACAUAGUAGAUAAGGUCGACAGUGGAUGGAAGGGAAUUUUGAUGAUCAAUCUCGCACUGUUUGAUCCCAAGGCGAGUUACAGGUUUUUCAGCACCAACUUCAAUCCCCAGUGGCUAGAUGGAGGUAUGUCGCUCACAUGGUGUCUUGCAUUUGCAAAGGGAGUCUGUUAA
Molecule: messenger RNA, 2337 nt
Organism: Sugiyamaella lignohabitans
Lineage: Eukaryota; Fungi; Ascomycota; Dipodascomycetes; Dipodascales; Trichomonascaceae
Gene: DSE4
Product: Dse4p
Exons: 1
Coding region: 1-2337 (778 amino acids)
Cellular component (GO): cell surface
Molecular function (GO): endo-1,3(4)-beta-glucanase activity; glucan endo-1,3-beta-D-glucosidase activity
Source: RefSeq, a predicted model, not a curated record